Acaulospora morrowiae is the source of this 582-nucleotide messenger RNA. Lineage: Eukaryota; Fungi; Glomeromycota; Glomeromycetes; Diversisporales; Acaulosporaceae. The record is from the annotation of a GenBank genome assembly.
AAAGCCAUUUAUCUCAUAAUUGCUAUAAAAACGCAAUAUGGUUUGAUAAUCGGAAAAUCCCAAAUAUCAGAAAUCAUGGAUCCAAAUCUAAUUUUAAAUUCUAAUAACAAUGACUCCUCAGAAUAUUCGGCAUUUAAUAACAAUCAAUUAACGUUGGUUUCUUCCGCAAAAGUUACGAAUUCCAUUAACAGAAGAAGAAAUGGAAAGAAAUACGGAAAAUGUACGAAAUGCGGAAAAAGGAGAAUGUGUAUGGUAGAAAAUCCCAAUAUCUGCCAAUUUUGCUAUAAUGAUCGAUUUCUAAAAGUCAGUAGUGGUAUCAAAGAUGUCGACGAUUUUAUUAGAAGGACAUUAGCGAAUGGCAUGAAAUUACGAUGGAUUCCUUAUGGUGAUUUUAAAAUAAUCAAAAAAAUAGGUCAAGGCGGUUUCAGUAAAAUAUUCAAAGCAACUUGGAAUAAGAAGAGAGUAAUUUAUGAUGAAGAAAAGGGAGAUGUAGAAAAAGUAACUAAAAAAAAUGUUGCAUUGAAGAUUCUUAAUGACUCGAGUGAAGCUGAUUUGGAAUUUUUAAGAGAGGUAACAUCCUAA